ACGAACGGUGAAAAGAGAAUAUUGCCGGUGGAAAGUGGCGAAGUGGCGCUUUAAGAUUAGUUUCUAUUCGGUUGUUGUGUUGUUGGGUUGUGUUUGUUGCAGUUGUGUUUUCUGCGCGAAAAUAGACCACACGAUUUCGCUUUUCUCGCUUAAGGACUUUUCCAUCGAUUUGUUGUGUAUUGCCUAGCAGGAUCACUAUUACAACAUCGCGCUUAACCCAAAAGAAGUUUGUUUCUUUCACUCAGGGUCAAGCAGCCAGCAAAGUGCCUAGCUGCAUGAGGCAGGUGGAGAUAAUAGUCGGCUGAAAAAAAGGCGUCCCGAACCCGAUCCCGGGGAAUUAGUAUGGCUUUGUCAUGGAUUUAGCCGAGUCGGUAGACGACCUGAUCUGUGUGUUCGACGGUACAGGAGAUACAACAAUGGACACGUUGGCCAUGCUGGUGUUCGGUUGGAUUCUGGUCGCCCUGUUCGUACUCUGGCUGGGAAAGUUCUUGUACGAAAAAUUCGCGAAACGAAACGACACGAAAUUGAAGUCGGAAACGGCCAAGAUCGACGGCAAGGCCGUCACGACCGACUCGGUUGAUUCCGUGAACAAUAAGGUGAAGAGGUCGUCGAGUUUGCCCAAAAGUGGGGGAGGAAAAGCCACAGGUGGUGCCGGCAGUGGGGGUGGGGGUUACGUGCCACCUACGCCUCCCGUUCGUAAACGUAUCACCCGCGCUUCACCAGGACCGGACUUGGGCCGAAAAACCAAGUACAUCCCUGCACCGCAAUGCACAGGUGCCGAUAAUGUCAGUGUUUUGUGGGUUAAUGAUGUGUUUCAGUGGCUUUUUAAUGAUCUGGUGAUUGUUAAUGAGUUGUUCAACGAAUGGAUUCUCACCCUUAACGAGUACACCAAAAAGGCAGUCACCGAGCAAGGUGUAGGAGUUGAAUUCGUCAGAAUCCUUCCUGAAACAAAUCCUCCAUCACUCACGAAUCUCUUCUGCGAAUGUGAUAGCAAAGAUGAUGUGACAUUAACUUGCGACUGUGAAGCCACCCCUGCGUUUCAACUGAAAUGUUUCCGACAGAAGGGAGACAAAGUCGACAUUUCCCAUUAUCGUGUGAACGUGAAUCGUUUUCGUGCACGAUUAAACAUAUAUGCCGUUACGGAAAAACUAAAAGUUGACAUCAAAUGUGACGGAUGGCCGGACAUAAAAGUCGCUCUCGCUCCCGUCGGAAACAUCAAGAACAAUCUCGACGAAACUCAUUUACAAGAGGUAAUCAGCGAGAUAGUAACAAAUGCUCUUCGUAACGCAGAGUUGCAUUUAAACCUUGGACAGUACCCAACAUGUCCGAGGCUGGUUCGCCAUGUUGGUACACCAGGACCCAAUCUUCCAGUUCAUUAUGACAGCAUGAUGAAUGCGGUAACAUCAACCCCCAAUCACCACACCCCUAACUACACCAUACAAGGGAACAAACGUUUGGUUGUGAAAAUAGUCCGUGCUAGUCAGCUGGGUGCUAACCAAGGUUGUGCAGAACCUUAUUGUGUUGUUGAAAUGGACGAACCACCGCAAAGAAAUCAGACAUCUGUUCAAAAAAAUACCGACUCACCUUUUUGGGACGAACACUUUCUUUUCGACCUGUCACCCAACACUGCAGAGUUUCUCUUUGAAAUAUACGACAGAGCUGCUAAGCCGCAUCGGUUUUUGGGUCUCGGUAUUGUAGGUGUUGAAGAACUCUUAGCAAAUCCUUCACAAAGGCAAAUUAUCACUCUGCAAAGCAGGCCUUAUGAAACUGAUCCAGUUUCUGGUACCCUCACUGUAGAGUUUUCAUUCAUUGAAGGUGCAGAUUUACCAAGUGUAGGUGAUGGCCAACCUUACAAAAUCAAAGAGAACAUAAGCCCUUCACUUAGCCCAACACGAAGAAAUAACAGUCUACCGUUACAGAAUAAUGUAAUGGUGAAUGGGGACCAUUACGGUGAAAAUCAAAACCAAGAGAGAAGUUUUGACAAAAAUACUUUAACAAUCCAUAGCGUACAGAGGCAACCUUCCCAAAGACUUGUGCGGGUUCAACAAGGCCUUGACGGCGAUUGGAAGGAAAUCGAACGGAUUGAAAUUGACGACGAAUCGAAACUCGAAAAUAGUCCGAAAGAGGAAAUGGCAAAUGGAAAAGUGACAAAAGAUGAAAAAAAUGGUAAUUUACUCACCGAAGAUAAUGCAAAUGGUAAAGUGAUAGCAGGAGAAGACAAAAAAGAAAACAAGGAAGUAAAAGAAAAUGGCAAACAGGAUACCGAUGGGAAGCCGACAGAGUAUGGUAAUUUAAAUCAACCAUUAUCCGACAAUACCGAAAUUCGGGGCCGUCCGCGAAGACGCCGAGACUUCUUCAGUACAAUCAAAAGGCGUCUUAAUAAAUCGAAAACCCGGUCCAAGUCAGCCGGACCAUCUGAAAAUGACAAUUACAGGGACGAUUCUUUAAACAGAUCCGUUUCGGCCGACAGAAAACGUGGCAGCGACGACAGUUACAGACUUAACGUUCCAGGGGGCAGGUAUGAAGAGAACUCGAGAAGAUCUAGUUUAUCUGAAGCGUCAGGACUUAGUAGUGCAUCGACGAGGACCUAUCUCAAUGAAGCCAGUACCUUGGUGCUUGAAACUGUCGAAAAUGGCAUCAAAAAACAUUACUUGGUACCGCUGUCUUUAGCGCAGAAGUCCAAGAUUAAAAAGAAGGGCACCAAAUUACACAUUUUCAACGAUCACACCUUUAUAGCAAGGCAUCUUUCGGGUGGUACAAUUUGCCAAGUGUGUAGUAAGAGUGUACCAAGAAGAAUCGGCAAGCAAGGGUAUGAAUGUAGAGACUGUCUUCUUAAGUGUCAUAAACACUGCCAUGUAAAAGUGAACGAUAAUUGUCCAACGUCCACAAUACAUAAUAUUGAAUUAUCUUACAUAAAAAAUCCACUCACUGAUAAAAAUUUGAAACGGCUUUAAGAGAAGAGGCACAUAAUAACAGUAAUAAUAAUCUAACUCUUAAUAAAUAAACAAUAAAACAAAAAUAUAUUUUUUUGCCCGAAUGAUUAAAAACAAAAGUACAAUCGCGCGAGUUGACAUGGUGAGUUGUAGGUACCCUGGUUGUACCAUUUACUCCAAAAAGCAAACAAAAAGAAAAGAAAAAUAUUUCUUUAUUGUUGUUUUGUUGUUUUUAUUUUAACUUAUUUUUAUAUUGCGCACGGAAAUCUCGAUAUUAACGCUUUAAUACUGUUGAUGUUAAUUUAUUAUUAUCUAUUAUUGUAAAUUUUAAAUUUUUAUUUUUGUUAAUUUGAUACAUUUUUAUUUCUACGAUAUUAGCGAAGAUUUUUACGUUGGCGCGUCUUCUAUUGCUAAGAGAUCGAGUUGCAAUUGUGAUAUAUGUAAAAGACUUGCACUUUACUCUUGUUUUAACCCUGUUCGUUUAGGUGCCUGGCGAUUUUACAUAAUUUUUUUGCUACUCCAGUAACUGUAAUUAAAAUCUUAACAUUCUAAUGGUAAAUAACAACCUACCUGCACAUUUGUUUUCUGCUCUUAUUAAUUUUUUUUUUAUAAGUAUUGACAUGCAAAAUACCUUUUAUUAUUACUGAAGUAGCAGUAGAGGAAAGUUGUUAUAAAAAUAGGUUGCUGAUUUUUUCUUCUGUUUAAUACGAAACUUAUUAUUUUAACAUUUAAACAACAUUUUCAUGUAAUGCCACUUAAUAUGUGCUACUUAAUGCGUUUUAUAAUGUUGUGCUUUUCACACCUUUCAAAAAAAAAAAAUAAUUAACAAAG
Agrilus planipennis (emerald ash borer) is the source of this 3764-nucleotide messenger RNA. RefSeq lists its product as uncharacterized. The coding region runs from base 354 to 2954 and encodes 866 amino acids. The transcript is spliced from 15 exons. The record is from RefSeq and is a predicted model, not a curated record. NCBI's taxonomy places the organism in Eukaryota, Metazoa, Arthropoda, Insecta, Coleoptera, Buprestidae.